AUGCCUGAACCUUGGUGCAAUCUGUGGCCUAGUAAACCUUACAAAAUCUACUUGGUUCUGCACGACAGCAUCAUCCAAGUCCCACCAUCGGGACCUGAUCUGGUGCAGAAGCAGUACGAUACGAGACAAGACGGCAGAAACGGCUGGAUGGAAACCCAAAGAAAACGGACGCCGGGCCACUCCUUGUGGAAGGGCAAGCAGGUUUUGGGGUUCAAAGAUAGGGCUGCCCAAGAGAGGUUGAUCGUCAUAGUGGAUUUGACGGGCUACACGUAG
Colletotrichum spaethianum is the source of this 273-nucleotide messenger RNA. RefSeq lists its product as uncharacterized. Bases 1 to 273 code for a protein of 90 amino acids. NCBI's taxonomy places the organism in Eukaryota, Fungi, Ascomycota, Sordariomycetes, Glomerellales, Glomerellaceae. The record is from RefSeq and is a predicted model, not a curated record. The transcript has 2 exons.